Messenger RNA from Pygoscelis adeliae (Adelie penguin), 789 nucleotides. It is a transcript of the gene FOXE3, whose product is annotated as forkhead box E3. Gene Ontology annotation, molecular function: RNA polymerase II cis-regulatory region sequence-specific DNA binding; DNA-binding transcription factor activity, RNA polymerase II-specific. Gene Ontology annotation, biological process: regulation of transcription by RNA polymerase II; cell differentiation; anatomical structure morphogenesis. The coding region runs from base 1 to 789 and encodes 262 amino acids. The transcript has 3 exons. The record is from RefSeq and is a predicted model, not a curated record. NCBI's taxonomy places the organism in Eukaryota, Metazoa, Chordata, Aves, Sphenisciformes, Spheniscidae.
AUGAGGAAGAAUUUAUUUUCUUUGGUUAUCUGCUUCCUGCGUCUNCCCCGGGAACCCGGCCAUCCCGGCAAGGGCAACUACCGGACGCUCGACCCGGCUGCCGAGGACAUGUUUGACAACGGGAGCUUCCUGCGCCGGAGGAAACGCUUCAAGCGCACCGACAUUACCACCUACCCCGGCUACAUGCAAAACUCCAGUGCCUUCACGCCCCCGCCCGCCGGCCGCCCCGCGGCACCAACAGCACCCUACCCCAACACCCUCUGCUCGCCCAGCUACGGCCCCCAGCUCUCCGGCACCGUCUUCCACCCCUACGCAGCUGGGACAGCACCGCCGGCACAGCAUCCCAGGAUGUUCAGCAUCGACAGCCUCAUCAGUGGGCAGCAGGCCCUGCAGCCCUCACCACCUGCCGAGCUGGGCCACCCAUCGCUGGGCUUGCCCGGAGCCGAGCUGGCUCCCGCCUGCUCUGCCGGCAGCUCCGAGCCUCCCUGCUUCCAAGUGCAGCCCGUCAGCCCCGGCUUGUUGGGCCGGGCUGGCCCCAACACCCUGGCUUACCCCUAUGCCGCCUCGCCCCCCCAGCUGCCCGUGGCUCAGGGCAGCUACUCGCCCGGCAGCCCACAGCUCUAUGGGGCUCCCAACAGACUGGCCCUGCCAGCCAUGCGGCCUCCUGCCUGCGCAGAGCAUGGCGAGCAGCUCCUGGGGCUCUCUGCGUCGCCCCUCGGCCAGUUCGGCUCCAGCAACGCCUACAUGAGGCAGCCCAAUUUCCCUGCCGGCCUGGAGCGGUACAUGUGA